This is a messenger RNA of Cantharellus anzutake, 237 nucleotides long. RefSeq lists its product as uncharacterized. The coding region runs from base 1 to 237 and encodes 78 amino acids. NCBI's taxonomy places the organism in Eukaryota, Fungi, Basidiomycota, Agaricomycetes, Cantharellales, Hydnaceae. The record is from RefSeq and is a predicted model, not a curated record. The transcript has 3 exons.
AUGUCAGAGUCUGUCGCUUCGCAGUUCCGCGCCAUCGUGGCGGAGCGUGAGCAUCAAAUCCGCGAGUCGUGGGUGAAAGCAAUGGAGCUCAGAAUCACUCGUGAUGUGCUCAAUCAGUGCCAGAAGGCUGAAGGGGUUAAUAAUUUUGAGAACUGCAAAGAGGUAGCAGACCGGUAUACUAGCAUGCUAGCGGAUUCGAAGGUCAAGGGGUACCGUAAAAUAGACGUUGCAUCAUGA